Closterium sp. Naga37s-1 is the source of this 1560-nucleotide messenger RNA. The record is from the annotation of a GenBank genome assembly. NCBI's taxonomy places the organism in Eukaryota, Viridiplantae, Streptophyta, Zygnematophyceae, Desmidiales, Closteriaceae.
AUGCCUGAAGCGGUUCGAGGCUGGAGGUUAGAUCUGGUACUGCAGGGAUGCGACAAUGACGGCGACGCUGGCGACGGUGACUCGCUGACGACAGUGACGCCGUUGCGCGGUGCUGGAAACGACAGUGACGGCAGCGCAGGCGACGGGUCGUCAUUGUCGCCGCACAGCAACGACGCCGGCGCCGACGGUGCGCACGGUGCGGACGGCGCAGUCGGUGCGCAUAACGCGGACGGCACGGCCGACGACAGUGAUGCCGGCGAGGACGCGCUUCGUAGCGAGGUGUCGAAACUCCUCCUCGCGUCGCCGCGUCCCUCGAACGACCCGGAAACCCCAGAGAUGAUCGGCGGCAAGAGCAAGUCGCGGCUGCCCGGGCGGCACAGUCCGACUCGGACUGCUACCCCUGGAGGGCCCCCGGAAGCUGAGACUCCCCACAGUCCGGCGACGACUGCGACUGCGACUGCGACUGCAUCUGCGGCUGCGUCUGCGACUGCGACUGGGACUGACGCGACUGUGACCCCUCUCGCCGGCGCGGAGGGCGGAAGUGCGUCGCGCCCGAUCGCGCGCGCCGCGUCAAUAAAGCGGGAAGUACGGAAGGCGCCACUGUUACCGCUGCCAGUGCCAGUGCCCUCCGCGUUGACCACAGACGUUGCCGGUGCAGCGACAGUGAAUGCAGCAGCGGCAGAGGGAAGAGGAGGAGGGAGCGCGGGGAAGCGGUCUCGUGCCACGUGGCAGGUGAAUAGAGAGGUUUUGGAGCGUGAGAAGUCACUGGGGCGUCAACAUUCACUGCCAGCACCCAACUACUGGCGCUACCAUGCCCGUGCUCUAUCGCCAGGGCAGACAGAGCGGGCAGUGCGGGCAGUGCGAGCAGGCCAGGAGAAACCAACUGCCCCCGCCACCGCCCCCUCCACCGCACCCCGCGCCAAGAAGCCAUGCCUCCUGGUCAACGCUACCUGCAACCGCCGCCCUCCACGGCCCCUUUCUCCCGUGACGCGAGGGACACGCUGCUCAGAUGGUACUGCCGAUUCUCUCCCUCAUGGUGGUGAUGGGACGUGCACAGAUAGCACCUCCCCCGAGUCUCCUGUUGGCGGGCGUGCGAGUCAACAGGGGUCAACGGACCCUGCUGCUGACGUGGUUGCUGACUUGGGUGCUGCUGUCUUGGCUGCUGACUGCGCUGGUGCUGGUGCCUGGUCAGUGCAAGUCAAUGCUGGCACUGCUGGGAGCAGGGGGGAGGACGGAUGGGGGAAGUGGGGGUUGAAGGUGGACGAACGGGAGGAGGGGGAGGUUGGGGAGAAAGGGGAAGAGGGGGUGGGGGAGGAGGGAGAGGUGGAGGAAGGAGAAGUGACGGAAGAGGGAGAUGAUUCCAAGACAGCGGAGGGGCACAUGGGCGGAGAGAAUGGCGAGCAGGCGUGUGCAGCAGGAGGGAGCGCUGAGUGGGGGAAUGCAGGCUGGACAGGCAAUGGGGGACAAGGUGGCGAGCAGGCAUCAGCGGCAGGAGGGCAUGCUAAAGAGGGUAGGGCAGGCUGGAGUGGCUACAGGCAAGAGGCGUUUGAUCCAGCAUAG